Molecule: messenger RNA, 496 nt
Organism: Parus major (Great Tit)
Lineage: Eukaryota; Metazoa; Chordata; Aves; Passeriformes; Paridae
Gene: FABP2
Product: fatty acid binding protein 2
Exons: 4
Coding region: 42-440 (132 amino acids)
Biological process (GO): fatty acid transport
Cellular component (GO): nucleus; cytosol
Molecular function (GO): fatty acid binding
Source: RefSeq, a predicted model, not a curated record
AAGACUCGUCCCUGCAGAGCAGCCCUCCUGCAGGCACAGCCAUGGCAUUCGACGGCACUUGGAAAAUUGACAGAAAUGAGAACUAUGAGAAGUUCAUGGAGGCAAUGGGUGUUGGCAUGAUGAAAAGAAAGCUGGGAGCCCAUGAUAAUCUGAAGAUUACCAUCCAACAAAAUGGGGACAAAUUUAAUGUCAAAGAAGCCAGCAACUUCCGAAACAUAGAGAUUGAAUUUACUCUGGGAGUCAACUUUGAGUACAGCCUGGCUGAUGGGACUGAACUUUCUGGUACUUGGACCCUGGAAGGAAAUAAACUUGUGGGCACAUUUACCAGAAAAGACAAUGGAAAGGUACUUAAAGCAACCAGAGAAAUCGUGGGUGAUGAACUCGUUCAGACCUACGUAUAUGAAGGAGUUGAGUCCAAGAGGAUCUUCAAGAGGGGCUAAGCACUUCACACAGAACUGCACCAGAAUGAAGGAACAAUAAAAGACCAUUUUCUACA